Molecule: messenger RNA, 5073 nt
Organism: Puntigrus tetrazona (Sumatra barb)
Lineage: Eukaryota; Metazoa; Chordata; Actinopteri; Cypriniformes; Cyprinidae
Gene: macir
Product: macrophage immunometabolism regulator
Exons: 2
Coding region: 156-788 (210 amino acids)
Biological process (GO): negative regulation of fibroblast migration; negative regulation of cytokine production involved in inflammatory response
Source: RefSeq, a predicted model, not a curated record
CAUAAGAGCAUCCGACCCUCGUCGCGUCACGUGACUGCAUCCGAGGCGUCCGCGGCUCGCGUCACGUGACUGGCGUCGACGGCAGACUCCUCUGACAGGAUCUCGUCUAUGGUUUUCUCAAGCCCAGGUGUGCAGUCUUUCUGAACAGCCAGGUCAUGUCAUUAAAGAUGGAAAUGGAUGCCAGUGGAGUGUCCAGGGCGCCCAUAUCCGUUCUGCCUGCUGCUGAGGUCAAAGCCACCCUGAAGCCAGAAGCCGAUAAACCCCGGUGCUCCAGCACUCCCUGCUCCCCCAUUAAAAGUACUGUCUCAGGAUACCAGAUCCUCCACAUGAACUCCAACUAUCUCGUGGGCUUCACCACCGGUGAGGAGCUUCUCAAAUUAGCCCAGAAAUGGUCCAGCCCUGACAACAGCAACACAGAGGCCUUGCCCAGCCCUAUCAAAAAGCCUGUGGAUUUAAGCCUGCACCGAGCCUCGCGGAUUUACAAAGCCAAAAGCCGUUACUACCAACCGUACGACAUCCCAGCCAUCAACGGACGCCGGAGGAGGCGCAUGCCCAGCUCCGGUGACGGCUGCUUGAAGUCGAUGGUGAGCGGGGAGCCCAGCAAGGCCUUACACGGGCCCCUGCCCCUCUGCCUGUUGAAGGGCAAACGAGUGUACUCCAAAUCCCUGGACUACCUCAACCUGGACAAGAUGAGCCUCAGGGAGCCGGCGGACACUGAAGUGCUGCAGUACCAGCUACAGCAUCUCAAUCUGAGGGGCGAGCGCAUGUUCACCCGCAACAAGACAUGAGUUCUCAGAAAUGUCCACCUGCCCACAGUCGUCUGUCUGUGAUGUAGGGCCUCGGUUUUUACCACUCCGAUUAUAGGCAGUUCGCUACUAAUACAGGGUGACCGUACGUGCCAUUUUUCCUGGACGGUCCUGGCCCAGAUUUUUUUUAUUGGCAUUGUUCGUACUUGCUGAAGGUAAUGAUCAAAAAGUAGUUUGACCAAUACCACGGAAGCAUUGCAUGUACUGGACCAAUCGUGACGUGCGCAAAAAGAUGAAAUCUACAGAGAACAAUCAAAGUGAUGCAAAUACGCCGAUAUUACGUGAGUUUGACUUAAAGGGAUUGCUGCUCAGACCGAUCAGUUUUGACAAUAAAGUACCUCUAGUGGUUCGAAAGCAUUUAUGGUCGUUUAAUGUCUUGUACUAAUUGGUCUGCACAUGCAAACAAAGCCAAAACCUAAAUAUUGUAGGCAAUAUAGAAAUCCUACCCUGGACGUAUUCAAGAAAAAUGGCACAUAUGGUCACCAUAGCUAAAGCCCAAAGUAUACUUCACCAGAAUAGUACCCCCCGUACUGUAUGCCAACCGCCAUAUUUUUCUUUGCAGGUGCAAGUCGUGCAUACGCACUGAUUAAGUUUUGCACUAAUCAGUUGUUCCACAAGGAAAGAUGGCGCACUAUCAAAUGGAGUACACUUUGAAAAAGCUGCGCCUCACGCUGUACAUGCACACAUACAAAAGUAAAGUACACUUUGGGCUUUAGGCAUCCAUAGACCACUGAUCUCAAGGUGUGACAAAGCGCCAUGAGGUCCAGUUAGAGGAAACUUAAGUAGUAGUUUGUUCAAAAAGACAAAUUCUGUCAUUCGUCACUCACCCUCGUGUUUGUUCCUGACUUUUUGAAUUUUGGAGAAACGUUUCGCAGCUCUUGAUUUACUAAACAGGGCGAAUUACCGCUAGAUGGUUGUCAUCCCGUAAAAGCACAGACGGGAGCGGAAGUUUCUGUGGUUGAUCUGCUGACAAAGCGCACGUUAAAAAACACAGCCACGACUAAUUUUCACAAUGAGCAAUGCAGUCCGUCAAGAGCAGCUCAGAGGAGCAAACCUUACAGCCACGCCAAGGGCAAAUGGCUCAAGACGUGCUCUCUUGUGAAUCGACAACUGCAGUCUGUUUAUUAAAAUACUUAUAAAUAUUGCGUCCGAAAGGGGAAACUCCUACGAAUGCAUAUGCGGUAAGGUCAGCCACCAAACUAAUUUAGUCCAUGCCUUUUCUGGGUAUCUUUACUUUAUCCUGCCAUUAGGUGUGCCAAAAGAAGGUUUGCUUUGGCAUAAAUCUGGUCUAAAGCUUGCGGAAGCCAUGGAACUUAGCAGGAACUGGCUAAAAAUUGUUGCGGAUGAUCAUCUAAAAUGUAACUUUAUUUUCAGUCCGUCGAGACUUAAGCAUCUCUUAACUUUGAUCCUGAGAUUAAAAGCAGAUUUAAGAGUAAAAGCACCAGUAAUUGAAUUCACUUUAUGAACUUAUUGGAAACUGACCGUAUGAAAAAGACUGCAUCGAGAAACGUUCAAAAUUCUUCUUUUUCAGUUUGCGAGAACCUGAGGGUGAGUAAAUAAUGACGUGAUUGCUAUACCUUUAUCCACACAACAAGUCAUUGUGAAAGUGUACGUUACAGGGGAUUCGUUCACCGUGAGGUUUUUCAGGAUUAGCAAUAAAUGGCGUGGCUUAAUAGCUGAAUUCCUACUGUUAUUUGUGAGUUGGUGAGCGUGUGCAAAACACUUCAACGGCUGCGCUGCAUUUAAUCUCCUGUUCUCCCCUAACAUCCGAUCACGCGCUUGUGUUAUAACUUUAGUAACUCGUGUCAGGUGAGGAUCUCGACUGUUACGCAAUCCGGAUGAUGUUUGACGCAGACCCCGAUAGGCUUUUUUUUGCGGGAGAGGCUUAUCUCCGAGAACCCGAACUAACGUUAGCGUAGAGAAACCAUUAAUGGCCUUUUCAUUUCUCUAAUCGACGUUUUACAGGAGGCUCGCCGGGUCGUUUUAAAUUUACGUUGAAGCAUUUUCUGGAUGAAAUCUUUACGUUAAUGAAAGGUUGUGGCGUUUGCUUUGUCCAUCCCCCUUCACAGUGCACACAGUUGACAACACUGCUAUAAAAACCAAAGUCCAGGGGAACUUGAUGAAUCAUUUUUGAACAGCAGACAAUCUUUCACGGUUUUACGCGAUAAGCACUAAUGACCGUUUAUGGGAUUUUAUUUGUCUUUAUUUAAUAUGUGACAGCGUUCCAUCAUCAUUGAAGAUAUUUGUUCUAACCCUUUGCCAUCGUGACUCUUUGAGAUCUUCGUAGAUGUUCCUCUUAUAUUUCAUGCUUUUCAAAACUCCUUUUUAUAACUGUUUAGUUGAACCCCUCGUGCAUCUUUUUUUUCCCUUCUAUAUCUUCCUCCCGUAAUUUUGAAAAUGAAUUGUUAGAUUUCACCCUUACUAUAACCGACUUCAUCAUUUUGUUUCUAAUCUAAUCUAAUCUAAUCUUGUCGAACUUCCGUGUUAUUUUAAUGUUCAACCGCCGAUGAUUAGGUGACUGAAACAUUAAAAUACCAUAUAGGCAUAUGCUCUAAAAAGCACCUUAGGUUCAUUCGUUUGACAUAUUUAUUAAUUGUGAAGUGUUGGUGAUGUUUUAUUACAGUAUUUCCAAAGUUUUUAAUAUUGGAUUUUUAAUUUCAUUUCCUAACUACACAGUCUUCACGUUCACGUGGUUAGAAAUUCGUCGGACCACUUUUAAAGGAACAACUAGUAACGUUAUUGAAACGGUGUGAUUUAUUAUUUAUCUUCACAGCGAUGAAUACAACGCUUAAACCCGAAGCGAAUGAGAUCAAGUGUAUUCAGAAAUGAACGAACAGUCCUCAAGCAUCGAGGAAUCGGCUCACUGGUCAGACGACCGUCGGCCAUUUCAUCUAAAGGCACGUUCAGUCAAGUCCAAAUGAGCAAAAAGCAAGCCGGUUUGCUGUCCUGAAUCGAACGAGUUUGGAAUAAAAGCUGUAAGGAGUUGCUACUUCUCGUGUUUGGGCUAUCUAUGCCAUUAACCGAGUUUUAGGGACGGGUUUUGUUUUGUUGUAUUUUUUUUUUACAUCGUCGUGAAAUAGCUAAAUUCUGGCCGUGAGAUAUACCGCGAUAUUUCAGAGCUAAUAAGGGUAAAACGUAAAAGCUUGAAGACCUGUCGCGCGCUGAAACCGUUGUAUACUCUAUUCAUCAUGAUGAUAGUCGUCGUUUAAAAACUCCUGCCUAGAAGGAUACGACCUCAUUUUAAUCUCUUAAUGAAUAAAAAUGCGUUAGAAACCAGUACUGGCUGCAGUGCCUUCGGUAAGACGUACAUUCAGAAGGCAUGUCUUAGUUCAUUUUAGAAUACUUGAAUGCACAUGUAAUAUUGUUCGGUUAUCCUCCGUUCUCGGCAUUUUUAAUGCUUCUUUUACCCACUGCAGUGUCAAAGUUUAACUUUUGUUUUUGUCGGAGUUUGAGUUUCAUUUGAUAUUAAUAAAACACUGUUCUUUGCAUUGUGUAUUUCUUGCGUCGUGUUGCCAGGAAAUGAGUGGCGAGUGAGUGAGUGAAUGAAUGAAUGUUGCGUAUCUUAAAUGCGAUCUAAAGUCGCUUUGGAGAAACAGUGUUGUGUUAAUGCAGUAAGCAUCUGAAACACGGGCUUUUCUGCGUUCUUGUUAAAACCGUGCGCGAAUGCCCUCCAAUAUGCGUUCAUUAAAGAAUUGGCUAAGUGUGUUUUCGGAAAGGCCACAAGAGGGCCUCAGCAAGGCAGGGGGGCAAAAGUGUCAAUUUAUCUAAAGGUAAAAUGUCAAAACAAUUACUUUAAUUAUCUGAAAGUAUGCGGUCUGCUGCUGGGCUAAAGGACAAUAACUGACCUGAUAAUGAAUAAUGAUAAUUCUCCAUUUGUUGACAUAACAUGGUUAGAUGCAGAUGCUUAAAACCAUGUCUUAACUCGGGUCACAAGUGUAUUUAUUAAAUAUAUAUAUAUAUAUAUAUAUAUAUAUAUGUGUAUAUGUGUGUGUGUGUGUGUGUGUGUGUGUGUGUGUGUGUGCAUUUUAAACAAGUGUUAUCUUUGAUAUUAUUAAAAACAUUUUACUUUAGCUGAAGUAUUUUUAUCAGUGCCUUUUGUCACUGGCAAAACAUGUUUCUUGAUCACCACAUCAUCUAUUUAUUUGUAAAAAGAAAAAAAACCCUCUAAUGAUUUUCCAUCCACAAAAUGUAUAGCUCCAUUAAUGUUAAAAUGUUUAUUCUGCAAUCCUUCGUUAUGGUAUUAUUAAACAGGAUGGUUUCCAUUUGG